Molecule: messenger RNA, 3048 nt
Organism: Naegleria lovaniensis
Lineage: Eukaryota; Heterolobosea; Eutetramitea; Acrasida; Naegleriidae
Exons: 1
Coding region: 1-3048 (1015 amino acids)
Cellular component (GO): Golgi apparatus
Molecular function (GO): transferase activity, transferring phosphorus-containing groups
Source: RefSeq, a predicted model, not a curated record
AUGUUGCCAACCACCACUGCCAACUCGGCCAACAUUUCUGCCACCUCUUCAAAAAAGUACACAUGUGGUUGCAUUCCGAAUCGACUCACCAAACCAAUUCAAAAAUCUUUUUAUUCCUUUGCAACAUCGAAAUGGGGAGUUAUUCUAUUAAUUAUUGUGACCUUUAUUACUCUCAAUUCCAUUCUUCAUUUAUUACAAUCUUUAUUAGAUGUUUCUAUUAUGGAUAAAACUACAUUGGUUGAAGAUGAUGUUUCACAAAUGGGAAGUUAUUGUCAUCGAAUGUAUAAAGAUAACAUUAUGAAAGUGAACGCAAUUCCUAAAUUAUGUUACGAACCAAUGGAUAUUGUUUAUACAUGGGUGAAUGGUUCUGAUCCGAUUCAUAAAGCAUUAUUGAAAGAAUUUACUGAUAAAUUAAAAGAAGAGAGUGUGAAACAAGAAGAUGUGGAAUCUUUUGAUUCGAGUGCAACAGAAACAAAGAAGACAACAAAGACUACGAAAAGUACAACUGGAACUGGUGGUACUUCUACGACGACAACGACGACAGGAAAGAAUCCAUCAGAGAUGACAACCCAUUCAAGAAAUACUGGUUCCAAUCAUCGUAAAAGCAAUCAUGAAAAUGCCAAUUCUAUCAGAGGGCGGACGAAAAAUUAUCGUCUCAAAGGAAAUAAUCAAAAAGACAAAAAUGUUGGAACUACACCACAGACCAAUCAUGAAGAAAUGCCAUUAAUGAAAGGAAGAAGAAGAAGAAAAUUAAAUCAAUUCAAUGAUGACGAAGAGGAUGAUUCAUCCAUAGAUCAUGUCAUUGACAAGACUACAAUGAAUGACCAAAAGAAGAAGAAGAAGAAUUCUAAUACUACUACUACUACUACAAGAACAAAUUCCAAAUCUACUACAAGAACAAAUGCAAAGUCAACCACCACAGACUCAACGACCAAGAGGAAGAAGAAGAACGACCUAAACACUACGACCACUCCCAAAAAUACUUUAAAAACUACGACCACUUCCAAAUCUAGCUUAAAAACUACGACCAGUCUCGAAAAUACGUUGAAUUCUGCCACUACUGCAUCAACGACUCGUCCACCAAGCGCAAUCCCUUCUUCAAGCACUCAUCCUCAUCCUACAACCCCUUCAAGUACCACCAGUCUCUCCGCCUCUCAAAACAACAACACUCAAGACAAUACAGUGAGUGGAUCCAAUCGUUUCCGUGAUAAUGAUGAAUUGAAAUUUAGUUUAAGAAGUUUAGAAAGAUUUGCUCCAUGGGUUCGAAAUAUUUAUAUUGUAACCAAUGGUCAAGUUCCUAAUUGGUUAAACGUAAAGAAUCCUAAAAUCAAAAUUGUGAAACACUCAGAUAUAUAUAGAGAUGCUUCACAUUUACCUGUAUUUAGUUCUCCAUCGAUUGAAUCUCAUAUUCAUAGAAUACCUGGACUAUCAAAGAAAUUUAUUUAUUUAAAUGAUGAUGUCAUGUUUGGAAAUAAUGUUUAUCCAGAAGAUUUUUAUAGUCAUUCUACUGGACAACGAGUAUUCCUAAGUUGGGAAGUUCCACCAUGUGCAAGUGGUUGUCAAGAAUCAUGGCUAGGAGAUGGAUACUGUGAUUUAUCAUGUAAUGUCACUCAAUGUGAUUUUGAUGGAGGAGAUUGUAUUGGAAAUAAUGUUCGAAUGUCGUAUGGAUCUUCCUCUUUUGGUAAUUCUUGGAAUAAUUGGAAUACUGGAUCUACUGGACAGUUACCAAAUUGGAUGUCCUCCUCAAAAUCAAAUUACCACAAUUAUUGUGCUGCUUCAUGUCCUGAUACAUGGAUUGGUGAUCGAUUCUGUGAUCGACCAUGUAAUGUACGAGAAUGUGGUUUUGAUGCAGGAGAUUGUGAUUUUAAAGAUUUGAAACGAGUUUUAUUGCAUGAACAUGUGAAUGAGAAUUUGAAUGCUAUUUAUGUGAGAUAUAAUGUAUCAUCUAUUUAUUUGAAUUUAAAUCCAAUUUUCAUGAAUGCGCAAAUUACAAAUGGAAAUCAUGAUAACGAGAAAUUAGUGAGAAGUUCAACCAUUUCACAAAAAGAAAAAUUAUUAAUAUUUACAUUUAAUUAUCAAUUAUUGAAAGCUAAUAUUACAAAAUAUACUUCAGAGAAUGUAUCAGAGUUAGCUAGUAGUCCAAACACUCCAACGAGUUCCAUUUCUUCAAGUACUCCACAUACAACGAGUUCCAUUUCUUCAAGUACUCGUCAUCAAUCAUCUUCACGUACUACCACUACUACUAGCACUUCCAAUACUGGAACUUUGUAUUAUGAAGAAAUUAUUCAAGUCACCUUAGAAGCUGAAAGAACUCUCAAUUCUACUACUGAAACUAGUACUCCAUCCACUACUACUACUCAUUACACGAUUGAAAAUGAUAAAUUAACCAUUUCCAAAUCCUUUAUAGUGAAAUUGGUUAAUAACGAAACCUUUGAAUAUAUUCAAAACAAAUUUAACAAAAAAACUAGUAAUGAUUUAAUUGGAUUAACUGAAAGUGAAUAUUCUCAAAUACAAAAUGAUAUUCAUUACAAUUCUAAAGUCAUCAUUCCAACAACGAUGAGUAUUCAGUCGAUGCUAGCAUUGAAAAGUAGUAGUAGUAGUGGUAGUGGUAGUAGUAGUAGUAGUAGUAGUAGUAGCAUUUCUACAACUACAACUCUUCCUCCUCGUUCAACAAGUCCUAAAAGUGAUCUUUCAACACUCAAUCAUCCAAAUACUCAGCCAAUGAGUGGUGGUACUACUACUACUCGUUCAAAUACUCGUUCAAUGAGUGGUAGUGGUGGUACUAUGAGUGAUGGUACUACAACAACAACACCGAGUGGAACAACAACCAUUUCAAAUACUCAAUCAACAACGACGACUCAACGUGAUACUACUACCAGCAGCUCUCCUGCCAACACUGUCCUCCAUACAGAACUCAAGAAUACUGACAAGACAAGAAUGGAUACUACUAGAGUUCAACAUGAUGAUACUACUACUACUCCAACAACUUCAACAACUAGUGCUGGUAUACGCUACUACUACUCCAACUACUACUACUGCUGGUACUAA